Molecule: messenger RNA, 2595 nt
Organism: Symbiodinium sp. CCMP2456
Lineage: Eukaryota; Dinophyceae; Suessiales; Symbiodiniaceae
Source: the annotation of a GenBank genome assembly
AUGGAGGAUGCGCCUGCUGGUCAGGAUGCCCACAAGUAUGUGGCUGCAAGUGGCGAGCUGCGUGCAAUUAUCAAAAAAUCUUCUCCUCUGCUCCGGAGCCAAAAGUUGCCGAUUACUUCUUUCCAGAUAAGCAAGGCACAGGCAGGAAGUCUGGACGAGGCUUUGCGAAUAUGCAGGCUUUGCUAUGUCCGCUUGGAGGAUGGCGAGGAUGGCAUGUCGAGGGACGACGUGAAAGAUCUCAAGAAGCAGAUGCUUGGAAUGCCGAUCCGGCCAACCAAACGAAGGCCAGCUGCCCAAGCAGCUCGGGACGGAGACGCCAAUUUGAAUGAGGUCAAAGCAGAGCCGGUGAGACCACGGAAGGCAGUGACCCCAGCUGCCUUCAAACGGCCUUCCGAGGGCGAGGACUUGCUCGCCAGGGCAGUUGUGAAGGAUUUCGAUGAGGCUCGAAUCUCUCCUGACGAGAUGGGUAUCGACACUGGCUUCAAAGGUCGUCGCGGCCUGCCUUUUGACAGCCCUGUUCGCCCGGAUCUUCGUCCAAAGUACGAGUUCGUCAUUGCCACAGAUGGGGGCUGCGAUGGUGCCAGAAAAUUUUCCCACGCAUUCCGCGAUGCCAAGCCAUUGCAAAACUGGGGUCACGAGAGACACUGUGACUUGUGCAACCGCGGGUGCGAAAGCAAUCUGUUUCUGCUGCGCUGCUUUGAUCGAACUUCCAGGCCAUUCCGUUUGCACAAGGCAUUGAUCUACGCUGGGCCGGAGUGCAGCAAAGCAUUGCUUCGAGAAAAGCGGAGGUCGUAUGCGAAGAACAUGCGUGACUUGCAGCAAAAGUUGCGGAGCAUCCUCACCAGGGAGACUUGGAGAGAGGAAGUGCAAUCCAUCAUCGACGGCGGCAAGUCUUUGAACUUCGUGUUAAAGGCGCUGCAAGCAGUCUUGGGCAUGGACAGGCGUGACAAGCUGGCCAGUCGACAAGAUGCGGGAAGACGUGAUCCAAUCAGUCGAAGAUCAGAUCCGGUGCUGACCCGUACGACGAAGCCCUUGGCAUUCGGUGCUCUGGAGUCUCGGUUGAAGCCACACGACUUGAAAGUGCAGCGUUCCGGCUCGAUGUGGACAGCCUUCGCGCGAGCUUUGAGGCAGGGGGGAAGGCUUACCCAGCUGGCUACGCGGAUCCGGGCACUUUGCAGCUCAGCUCCAGCAGAAGCAGAUGAAGAGCAAAGGCUGAAGGACUUCCUGGCCAAGAUCUCUUGCAACGCCCAAGUGUGGGAUGCCGAUGAAGCCAACGACCGUUGCUUGUCGAUCUGCACGUCUCCCAUCGCCACUUUGCAGUUGUGCUGUAUCUACGGCCAGUUCCACGGGGCCGGGGUGGGACUGAGUGCAGUGGAGCUGACAGCGGUCAAGACCAAGGUCCCCGAGAUCUUUGAAUAUGUGAGGUCUCCUGAGUCCGAUGAUGUCCAGGCUCUGGCGCUUCCGGUUGAGCCCGAGUCAGAUACCGCGCACUCCGUGCACAGCAGUGACUCCGAGCAGCCGAGAUCUCCCAAGCCUGCGGAGAUUCGCAGCGCCGAGGAGCUGGGCCCACCUGUUUCUGAGCUGAAGCGUCGUGCUGACGUGGCCGCUGCUCUUUUGGGGAAGGCCGUGCAGGCAAGUGCACCGCGGCUUGAACCCGCCCCAGCCCAAGCCAGAGCCGAGGCAUCUGACGCACCGAGACAUGCUCUUGGCCCCCCGCACUCUCCCAACUCUCAACUGGGAAGGACAAGGAAAGAGCCAACGGCAACAACCGAAGGUCCAAGCUCGGCGCGCGCAGCUCCAGCAGCUGCAAAACGGAGCUUUUCAAGCGCCGCGGGUCCUGCGCACCAAGGGAGAUCGGUUGACAGGGUGUUGCUUGGUUACCGGGACCGCAACAAAAGGAUGAAGAUAGAGAUAGAGGACACUGUCGACAUCCCCACUUGCCGUCGCGGCCGUCUUCUAGGCACAGACGGCUCAAACGUGAAAGAGCUUGAGAAGAAGUAUGACGUGAAGAUCAAGACGCCAAAGGUUUACGACACCGACCCUUGGUCUAGGACGACCGUAACAGUUCGAGGCUCUGACGAAGACGUCGAUGCAGUUGUGGCUCUCAUCCGACGGGACCAUCAUCGGGAGAUUGUGAUCUUUCCUUCGAUUAAAAGCUUUGAGGAUGAUGGUGGAAGCAGACGCUUGAAUGACCUGGCGAGGAGGCAUGCUGUAUUGACAAAAUGGUACCCGGACAAGCUCCAAGUGGUGAUCGUUGGUGAGCUCGUUGCUGUGCGACGUGUGGCACAGAAGCUGCAGGUCAAGGUCAAGCAUGAGAGCAUUCAGAUCUCGCCGAAGCUCAUGGAUGAUUACGAUCGCGAUCUGCUUCCCAAGCUUAGAGGUCUCCCCGGAAUCCAGGGGUCCACAUAUGAUGCGUCUGAUGGUGUCAUCCGCUUUAUGGGGAAGGCCGAGGCUGUGGAUGCUGCACUGCAGAGAGUGAUCGACUGGACACGAGAUCGUGAACCGCCGGCAAAAGACAGGGAUUUUGCGGAGAUCCUUGAGUCGUUUGCUCCUCACGAGCGUGGUGCCAUCGGUGAGAUGUGGGACGAACUUUGA